Molecule: messenger RNA, 3018 nt
Organism: Talaromyces rugulosus
Lineage: Eukaryota; Fungi; Ascomycota; Eurotiomycetes; Eurotiales; Trichocomaceae
Exons: 5
Coding region: 1-3018 (1005 amino acids)
Biological process (GO): nuclear division
Cellular component (GO): cytoplasm; nucleus
Molecular function (GO): mRNA binding
Source: RefSeq, a predicted model, not a curated record
AUGCACAAGAUCUCCAACUUCACCGGUCAAGCUCGCCAUGGCUGGGAACGUAUGACGCCCGCGUUCGGCAUGUCUCGCCCUCACCCUGAUAUGCACCCUGCUUCGCAGUCUAUGCGUCGUCCACACGUCGCCCCGGCCCUGACAACGCCUUCCAACGCCGAUUCCACCGUGAAUCUAUCCUUCAAUGUGCCCUUCUCGUCCUGUCUCGCCGGCCCCGAUGUCGAGGAUAUCCUGCACGCCAGCCCCGGCGCUCUGCAACGCUGGACUUUUCCUGAGGGCACCCCCGAAGGGACUCCGAUUCACAACUUGCCAGUGCACGUCAGCCAUGUUGAGGCUCUGCGAGGACUCUGUCGAACCGCCGCCGAGACGAAUAGGCGACUCGAAGCCACUGUCACCACCUCCGAGCCGAAGACCCUGCCUUCCAUGCAACGGCGACAGCAGACGUUAGUGACCAAUGUCUGUCUUUCUGGAGAUGGAGAUAUUGUUCGGCAGACGAGGGCCAAAAUUCUGAACGAGACCCCGAUUUCUCUGCGCUGCGCGAAUGUGGACGUUGACAUGCAUCUUAUCAUGGACGCGUCAACCAAGGGAAUUCGCACCAAUGUGCUCGAGCACCUGGAUACCCUAGCUCAGUACACUGGCGCCGAUAUUUUCCUUCUCAGCCCGAAGAUGGUCGAUGCCGACAGCGCCGUCGUGUCCUCUUACGGAGCCGAAAACAGCCUGGAAAAUCGCUUUCGUGUAGCUAUCUAUGGCGACAUGGAGAGUGCUGAGCAUGCCAAGACAAGGAUGCUCAUCAUGAUCGAUCAGAUUCUGAAACGCCAUGUGGAUGCCAUGAAAUUGGAACUGACCAUGCAUACCUUGGUCUGCGGCCGCACUCGUAAAAACAUCAAGCUCAUCGAAGCCGCAACCAACACCGCCAUCUAUUUCCCACCGCCUUUCCCUCGCAUUUUCGGCUACACGCCCCCGGGUGCUAACCGACGAAGCGAAGACGAAGUAUACAUCACCGGUGAAAACAUGGAAAGCAUUGCCAGGGCCAAGCAGAAGCUUCGCGAGCUCGUUAUGGUGGUGAAAAUCUACGUUAAAGACGUGGUUCUUUCCGCUAGCAAGAUUGACAAUAUCUUAUUGGAUCGGCUUGACAAAGUCCGAAAGGUCAUGGAAGCUAACGGUUCAUACGUCCUAUUCCCGCAACUUGGUAGUCAGCGUGGCCUUGUUCGCAUUCAGGGCACCGAAGCCUUGCAUGUCGAGCGAACCGUCCGGGAGAUUAUGGCAUUGGCAGGUCAAUUUUACAGUGCUUCGUGGUGGACUUCCGUCCCCGACCCAUCUCAAGGUGGUAUGCGUCCUCCCACUCCGGCCGAGAUUAGACCGAUGCUCUCCGAUAUCUGCACCAAUUCCAAUGCGGACGUGAGCUUUGAGAACAUGGGCUUCUCCAUUAAUGGAUCCGACGAUGCGGUGAAGGAUGCCAUGAAUGUCAUCUACCAGAUGCCCUUUGUCAAACGUGGCCCAUACCAGAUUCGCGUCAAAAUCGAACUCGCCAACGAGCACAAGGAAUUUGUCAGCGGCAAGAAGAAUGGCAAGAUCAACAAGAUCAUGGGUCAGAGUAACGUUCAGAUCAUCUUCGAUGGAUUCAACGAGUACAACUUUUAUAUCGAUGUUUGCGGCACCCAGUAUGAUGCUACCAAGAACGGUCUGGACUUGGUGGAGCAGGAGAUGCCGGCGUCUAUCUCUUUCCAUGUGCCUGAUCAGUAUCACAAACGUAUCAUCGGUAUUGGGGGCCAGCACAUCCAGCGCAUAAUGAAGAAGUAUUCGGUUUUCGUCAAGUUUUCCAAUGCCAUGGAUCGCGGUGGCAUCGGCAAAGAGGACGAUGACGUUAAGGUUGACAAUGUCAUCUGUCGUACCCCAGCUCGCAACGCACAGAGCUUGGAUCUUGUGAAGCAGGAGAUCAUGGACAUGGUAGAGAAAGUGGAUGCCGAAUACGUAUCCGAAACCGUUCUUAUCAACCGCCUCUACCACCGCGAACUCUUGGCUCGCAUCCGUGAGAUCGAAGAGCUCGAGAAGAAGUGGAAUUGCAAAAUCGAGUUCCCUAGUACCGAGCUCGCUAGUGAUAUUAUCACUAUCUCAGGGCCAGAGUACCAAGUUCCGCAGGCCGUUGACGCUUUCUUGGGCAUGGUUCCUGAAAAUCACGAGUUGUCUUUCCAAAGCUCGGCAGAACUGCGAGGCUUCUUCAAGUCUGCAGAAUUUGCCGAUGAUGUUCGUAGCAAGCUCAAGGACCAGUACGAAGUCGAUGCCACCAUUGAUACGGCAGCUGAACUUCCCAAGGCUGGCGACGAGUCUGCUCCAGGAACCCCGCCUCCAGAGGACCGCGUUGUACUUGGUUACACGCGGAACAAUGCUGGAGGCCUGAAGGAUGCGAUCGACUUUUUGAUCUCCCGCCUCGUCGCUCACGGGCUCGAUGCCACAACUAUCAAGGGGGCCAUUCCACGCCCCAAGUCAGACUCGUUUGAGGAGUCUUUACCUUUCUUCGACUCCAAGUUGUUGCAGCACGCUCCAGCACCUCUCGUCACGGACUCUCCUACGCGUCCCAGCUUUGGAGAUGAUGUCAGCGAUCGUGGAUCAAUCUUUGAACGGCUCCGUAAGCCCGGCAGCAUCUCGUCGUUCUCGUCAUUCAUUGGCCGCAAGAAUCACUCAGCCUCGCCGGCUUCUUUCUUCAAACACGCGUCCAGCAACGCGUCCAAAGCGUCUCUUAUUUCUAUGGAAUCCCGCGACAGCGGUUAUCGCAACCCAUGGAACGAUUCAGGUGUUAACCUCCCCGAGGAAGACCUCCAUCAUGUGGGCAGCUCCCACAGUCACAACAGUAGCACCAGCAAUGGCUGGCCAGCUCGCUUUGACAUGAAAUUUCCAUUUGGUACUGCGCCGGGUGACAUCACCCCGAAGCAUGACCUUCGCGCUUCUUUUGACUCUGGUCGUCCUAGCACUUCCAAUUCUACUUCUGGAUACCCGGCCCCGAUUGGGCCACCUCGUUGA